CGCUGUCAUUGCUUGCUGUCAUCAUCGUGAUGUUGGUGGUGUUAUUAUCGAUAGAUUUCUCAAGCAGUUUCUCUCAAAAUUUUCAGUGAAAACAUUUCCAAUAGAUUAUAUUUUCGAAUAAUUUUACGAUUCAGACGGACAAAAGUGUACUAUUACGAUCAAAGCAGUGAUUAGUGGUUUAGUUCCUGCCUCGGCCAGUGGUUUGGGGGUGAAAACUGAAGAAAAAUUUUCGCCUGCGGAUUUUCUGCUCGUGUGUUGAGCAGCUCCAACUUUCUCGAAGGUAAUAUCUAAUUUUGAUCAACAUGACGCAAAUGAGUCAAGAAGAAAUAGUCUCGAACACUAAAACGGUUCUUCAAGGGCUGGAAGCCUUAAGGGUUGAACACUUAACCCUCAUUUCCAACCUUACUGAAGGCAGCAAAAAAGACCCAGAUAAGUCGGAAAUUGUUAUGAAAAAUAUUGAAAACAUCGAAUUGGGCUUAGGAGAAGCACAGGUGAUUGUCGUGCUUGCAUCUCAUCUACAAAAUAUCGAGGCCGAAAAGCAAAAGUUACGUACACAGGUGCGACGAUUAUGUCAGGAAAAUGCCUGGCUGCGAGAUGAACUAGCAAACACACAACAGAAGCUCCAAUCGUCAGAGCAGACGGUUGCCCAGCUUGAGGAAGAAAAGAAACAUCUGGAGUUCAUGGCAUCCGUGAAGAAAUAUGACGAUAACCAAGAAAAUGAAGAGCAACAGGAAAAAUCACGCUCGGACCCAGUGGUGGAACUCUUCCCGGAAGAUGAGUCCGAGGAGAGACAUACCAUGUCCCCAACACCACCAAAUCAGUUUGCAAACCACGCCAAUGCAGGCUAUGAGAUCCCAGCGCGCUUGAGGACAUUGCACAAUCUGGUUAUCCAGUACGCGUCUCAAGGUCGUUACGAGGUAGCGGUCCCACUUUGCAAACAAGCUCUGGAGGAUUUGGAGAGAACCAGCGGUCACGAUCAUCCGGACGUCGCAACUAUGUUGAACAUCCUGGCUUUAGUAUACAGAGAUCAGAAUAAAUAUAAGGAGGCUGCAAAUUUGCUUAAUGAUGCGCUUGCAAUUCGUGAAAAAACCUUAGGCGAAAAUCACCCAGCUGUAGCUGCUACUCUCAACAAUCUCGCUGUGCUUUAUGGUAAACGUGGCAAAUACAAGGAUGCCGAGCCGCUUUGCAAGCGAGCUUUGGAAAUUCGUGAGAAUGUGCUUGGCAAAAAUCACCCGGACGUUGCAAAACAACUGAACAAUUUAGCACUUUUGUGUCAGAACCAGACAAAGUAUGAAGAAGUGGAGAUGUAUUACCAAAGAGCCUUGGAAAUAUACGAAAUGAAGCUUGGGCCUGAUGAUCCAAACGUCGCAAAGACCAAGAACAAUCUUGCAAGCUGCUAUCUGAAACAAGGCAAAUAUAAGGAAGCUGAAAUUCUGUACAAGCAGGUUCUAACUCGUGCUCACGAGAGGGAAUUCGGAGCGAUCAACGGUGAAAACAAGCCUAUCUGGCAGGUUGCCGAAGAAAGAGAAGAGAACAAAUCGAAAAAUCGUGAAAACACACCGUAUGGAGAAUAUGGCGGUUGGCACAAAGCAGCUAAAGUUGACUCUCCUACUGUGACGACAACAUUGAAGAAUCUAGGCGCCCUCUACAGACGACAAGGAAAGUACGAGGCUGCUGAUACCUUAGAGGAUUGCGCCCUACGCAGCAAAAAAGAGGCGCUGGAUUUAGUAAAGCAGUCCAAGGUUGCGAAAAUCCUGGGAGUGUCCGACGAAAACAGACGUCAAAGGAUGAAGGACAGUGAUAGCUAUGACGAAGAGGGAAAGCGAUCUCAAAAGUAGAUUGAUGGUUUUACGUACUAUUACUACUGCUAUAACCAGCAUGCAAGUUUUCACAAACGUCAGUAUUGGCACUUUUGUUUUAGGUUGUACGAAAAAUGUGAAAAAAACUAGAUAAUUAUUUUGUUUUUGCUUAUACUGUGUUCCACUUGACGGGUUAUUUUUACCCAAGGCUUUGCAAAUAAAAAAAAAAAGUGUUACAUCCUAUUUCAUUCCAUUGUGGCUAUUGCAGCAUUGGUGCCGGCUUUUGAAUCAUUCAUCUGUGUGUAAUUGUCUUAAUCCAUUAUUCGAUCGUGUCUUCCUGCUGAGAGUUAUGCUCUCUGUUCCAUCGUAGGGUCCUUAGACCAAUGCAUUAUUCAUUUCUGUUUAUGCAGAUAACGAGAGCUUAAUUUACUUAGUCAUGAUUAAUUUUAGAGAGCAUAUUACCUAUAUUUGUAAAACAUAUUUUCUAAAACGGUGCAAGUAUAUUCCUUUACAAUGACAGGUGAAGAAUGGUUGCAAACUCAGCAUAUAUUAAGUAUAGCCAAUCAUCUGGAACUUAAAAGCAUUUCCAGCAAAAUUACUAAUUGUUUGGCGAGUUACAUAAUGUUUGCCAAUAGUUCUCUUUUUUUGCUUAAAUUACUAAAGUUAAUUGGUGGCACACACCUAACAUCUAUAUUUAUUAUUUAUUUAUUUGAAACUGAUUAUAAGAAAAUUACAGAAGUGAGUCUUUUGAAACAGUAAUUCAAUGAACAUAUUCGCUGAUUAAGAACGCCUAAGGUUUCGCCUUUUUCAAAAAAUGUUUACACAUUUAACAAUCGAAACGUAUCGCGUCUCUUGAUCCUGGAUUGCUGCCUUACUUGACACCGAAAACGGGUUUGCAUGAUUUUCUGCAAGCAAUUCUGUAACCCGAUGUAUUGUUAGAGCAUCUUCAACAGAGUCACAAUUCGUAUGGUAAGUUACACAAUUUAUGUAACUCGCCAUAUGAUUUGUAACUCUGCGAAGAUUCCCAAAGGGAUGCUAAACAUUGGCCUGUGUAUCAAUCAAAAGAAAUAAUUAAUAGAAUUACUCAGAGUCCUAGUCGAAUGAAACACAAAGCAUAACUCAAAGAAGGAAAAAAAAAAUAUACCAAAGUUUCAAAUUCAUCAUCUGUAACCUUCAAACUUUUGUUUCGUCAAAGCACAUUUCGUGCGAAAAGUUACGGAAAGAGGGAGAUCACAAUUGUAACGCUUUAUAAACUGAAAAUGUUGAACUGCUUAGAUCUUUCCAAUAGAUAGCAGAAUUUGCUUGUUGGCUGCUCCCAUCAGUGCGUUUCUAACGCUCGUUUUUUCGGAAAAUGGGCUGUGUUUGUAAUGAUGAAUGAAGUGCUGUAGGUAUCUAUCACUAAGACAAUUUAUUGCAUCUAAGAGAGUUACUCUUAAUACACUAUAUCAAACGGCAAAUGAAAAUUGAUUAAAGAUGUUUGAAAAAAAUCUGAAAUAAUUGUAAGACGACAUGAUAGUAACCCCUUAGGUAACACUUAUAGCUAUUGAUUUCAAAAACCAUUACAUAAGCGUUUACUAAUGGCCUUUUGCUGCGUUUGUGAAAAUUUGACAAAAAAAAAAGAAGUAAACAUUCUCAAAAUUAGAUUUACGAAAUAUUUAGAAGCACAUUUUGGUGCAAUAUUAACGAAGAACGAGAACUAUUAUUUACUAUCUCUCUCUGCUUUUAAAUUGUUUGAAGAAAUACACGUAAUCAACCACACACAGCUCAGUAUGACAUCCAAAUUGAACACAAAAGAACAUUCAGGUCGCCUUAUGAAGUGAAAUAAACAAUUGCUGGAAUCUAA
This is a messenger RNA of Aedes aegypti (yellow fever mosquito), 3642 nucleotides long. It is a transcript of the gene Klc, whose product is annotated as kinesin light chain. The transcript is spliced from 7 exons. Gene Ontology annotation, cellular component: cytoplasm; kinesin complex; membrane-bounded organelle. Gene Ontology annotation, biological process: microtubule-based movement. Lineage: Eukaryota; Metazoa; Arthropoda; Insecta; Diptera; Culicidae. Gene Ontology annotation, molecular function: kinesin binding. The record is from RefSeq and is a predicted model, not a curated record. The coding region runs from base 303 to 1838 and encodes 511 amino acids.